UAGCAAUGUUUUGCUUCAUCCUGAAUGAAGACGCCAUGCAUCGUUGUCUGAUUGUGUCCUGUCUCGUGAUCCUCGCGAUUGCUUGUCAGUCCAAUGCCAAACCUGUAAAGCGUGCUGAAGGAAACCCCCAUGAGCUUAUGGUACCUGGCCAGGGACAAGAUAACAAGUGUUUACAGUGUAAACUAUCGGAUAAGAUGACUUUAGCCGAGUGCUUGCUGAAACCAGAAUCUGAUCCUGAUAAAUAUGAACAAUGUACAAGCGCACGACCUGAAUGCAUGAGUCAACUGUUGGUAACGAACAGUGUUUUUUUAUUUAUAUCGGCGUGUCAACAAACAGAAGCUUGUAUCGAAGAAUCCAAAAUGGAACCAAAUUUUAAUGAAUGUAGUGUAGCUUCAUUCUACGUGACGCCGAACUGUACAUAUUGCUGUGAUAACAACACUAUCACCCAAGGGUAUUAUUGCCCACCACUUCGAGAUACACUCACUUGCACAGUACAUGGAGAUCCGCGUUUUAAAACUUUUGAUGGAUACAAGUAUCACGAAGGUGGUGAUUGUGCAAUGUAUUCUCUCAUGCACAGCGCCUCUUACACAAUUAACCGAAUAGACGUUAGAAUAACUGAGCACAAAACCAAAGACCAUUAUCGUGUAGGAUCGGUGAUACUGUUGAAUGAAGAUGAAACUUUUGAACUUGGAACUAAUGAUGGCGUCAAUCCUGUCACAUAUCUGCUUAUCCCGGGUGGGAUGACGUCACCAAUAGAUGAUGCAGUUCUCCCGAAAUACUAUGGUACGUACAAUCAAUUCCUAUUGAGCAAACAUAACGAUACGUAUCACGUUACAAUGGAUCUCGACUUGGACGGAUAUUACGACAUUGUCGUCAAGUGGGGCAUCAGAAGAGUAGAAAUUGACCUUUCUCGGCCGUACAGUUCAACUAUCUCAAUCCGUGGUUUAUGUGGUAAUGGAAAUGGUCGCCUUGUGGAUGAGAAGGUAACACGUGAAGGGACGAUAACAACAAGUGAUGAGGAAUUUCACAGAAGCUGGGGUGAAGGAAAUGGUUGCGGUUCGUUUCAAAGAUAGAACGUCACAAAUCACCUGAAUUCUGAGAGGCGACUAAUACAUAUUAUACAUAUUACUGAUGUCGUAGAAAAGUGUGAUGUAAUUUGAAUUAAUAAUUCUGAGGUGGAGGGUGAUCACUCGAAUGUAUUUUGUGUUAUUGGAGUAAUAAAAGGGCUAUUGGGAAAUCAUCAA
Saccoglossus kowalevskii is the source of this 1244-nucleotide messenger RNA. RefSeq names its product zonadhesin-like. NCBI's taxonomy places the organism in Eukaryota, Metazoa, Hemichordata, Enteropneusta, Harrimaniidae. The record is from RefSeq and is a predicted model, not a curated record.